This is a messenger RNA of Aspergillus steynii IBT 23096, 858 nucleotides long. RefSeq names its product short chain alcohol dehydrogenase. The transcript has 4 exons. Bases 1 to 858 code for a protein of 285 amino acids. Gene Ontology annotation, cellular component: intracellular anatomical structure. The record is from RefSeq and is a predicted model, not a curated record. Lineage: Eukaryota; Fungi; Ascomycota; Eurotiomycetes; Eurotiales; Aspergillaceae. Gene Ontology annotation, molecular function: oxidoreductase activity, acting on NAD(P)H, oxygen as acceptor.
AUGCCUCCCUCCGCGGACGAAAUCCCCACGACAGCCCCCAAAGCCAAUGGCGCAACGCAACCUCCUCUCAGCACAAUGCCCUCGUCCGACUUCUCUUGGCAGAUCACAUUAGCAAACAAAGUCAUCGCGAUCACGGGAGCUAAUCGAGGGAUCGGUCUGGGGAUCGCAGAAGUGUGCUUGGCCAACUCGGCGAGUAUCAUCUACUCACUUGAUCUCAUGGACCCCGGGGAAGACUUCCAUGCGCUGCAGAAGCGACACCCCAACAUCCGAUAUAUUCAGACGGAUGUGACGUCUGAAGAGAGUGUCGAAAAGGCGAUCGAUCAGAUCGUCCAGGAGGCGGGGAGAAUCGACGGGCUGGUGGCAAAUGCUGGAAUGACGAAACAUCAGCCGGCCUUGAAUUUCGAUCGCGCCGAGCUGGAUAAGUUGUUUAAUUUAAAUGUGUUUGGAGCGUAUUUCUGUGCGCAGAUUGUCGCGCGCAAGUUCAUCGAGCUGGGCAUCAAGGGGUCGAUUGUGAUGACCUCGAGUAUGACUUCGUAUCGUCCUAACAGGGCUGCACCAUCUGCUCCUUACGGUGCCACCAAGGCAGCUGUGCGGAACAUGUGCCACACGCUAGCCAUGGAAUGGAGCCAGCAUGGCAUUCGCGUAAAUAGUGUUUCUCCCGGCUUCGUCCGAACAGCCAUGACCUACUAUGUCGAGCAUUCGCCAGACUGGGAUCUCAAGAUGCAGUACUACGGAGGCAUGCCGCGGCUGGCGGAUCCUCGCGAGCUGGGCGGUGCGUAUGUGUAUUUGCUGAGCGAUGGAAGCUCAUAUACAACGGGAAUCGAUAUUCCUGUGGCCGGAAUUGUGGGAGCCUGGUAG